This is a messenger RNA of Oncorhynchus masou masou (cherry salmon), 723 nucleotides long. RefSeq names its product homeobox protein not2-like. The record is from RefSeq and is a predicted model, not a curated record. The coding region runs from base 1 to 723 and encodes 240 amino acids. Gene Ontology annotation, biological process: regulation of transcription by RNA polymerase II; brain development; central nervous system development. The transcript is spliced from 3 exons. Gene Ontology annotation, cellular component: nucleus. Gene Ontology annotation, molecular function: RNA polymerase II cis-regulatory region sequence-specific DNA binding; DNA-binding transcription factor activity, RNA polymerase II-specific. Lineage: Eukaryota; Metazoa; Chordata; Actinopteri; Salmoniformes; Salmonidae.
AUGCAAGUACCGAACAGACCAACAGGAGUGGGAGCGUACGGGCACUCCGCCAUGCGCCAUUACGCUUCGCUCUAUCCACAGCGCAACAGUAGCCAGUGCGCAGCGGCGACCAAGCCUGCCAGCGGGAAAUCUUUCACCAUUGACGCCCUGCUCGCCAAGCCGUCGGAGACACACAUAGACCGAACGAGUCCCAUUCACUGUAGACUCAAAUACCAACCGACAGCGCCACUACAUCCCUUCCAGACCCAGAUGAGCUCAGCGCUGCCCCAGUACCUCUACUCGCCCAACAUGCUGCACACGCCGGUGCACAGUCACACACAACCCGGAUACUCUGUCUACUGCUGUCCGCCGUUCUCAUGCCAUGGGGCCUUUUACGCACACGGUAAAUGUCUAUCAAUGUCCCACUCAUUCAAACACAAGGAAGGGAAAUCCAAGCGGAUGCGCACCAGCUUCACCAACGAGCAGUUGGACCGUCUGGAGAAGGAGUUCUCCCGGCAGCAGUACAUGGUCGGCUCGGAGAGGUUCCUUCUGGCUUCGGGUCUGCAGCUCACAGAGGCUCAGGUUAAAGUGUGGUUCCAGAAUCGACGCAUCAAAUGGCGCAAGCAGAGUCUGGAGCAACAGCAGAACAAGCUGGUUAAACUGGGCCUGGCCACCCCAGUGAAGAGUCCUGGUUCUCAAGGUCUGGGGGAGGAGGCGGAGGAGAUCGAUUUCUCAGACGGAUAA